CGUCAUGUUGGCUACACUGAUCUAAAUCUGCAAUUUUCAAUCCAUCAUCAAUCAACCAAUCUCCUUAUAAAUCAACACAGAAAGUAAAACAAAUCGCAUAAAAUGGCAAGCGCAAUGGACGUAGACGUUGACGAAGUAGAGAUGCCCACUUCCAGUUCCAAGGGCGAGAAAAAGCGGUUCGAAGUGAAAAAGUGGAACGCCGUCGCUUUGUGGGCAUGGGACAUUGUCGUUGACAACUGUGCCAUUUGCCGCAACCACAUCAUGGAUUUGUGCAUCGAGUGCCAGGCAAAUCAGGCCUCAGCCACCAGUGAAGAGUGUACAGUUGCCUGGGGAGUGUGCAAUCAUGCAUUUCACUUCCACUGCAUUUCAAGAUGGUUAAAAACUCGACAAGUAUGUCCUUUGGACAACAGAGAAUGGGAAUUCCAAAAGUAUGGACAUUAAAGCCCCUAAUGUUUUAUUUAAUUAUUUGGUUAACUGAUUUAUCUUGAAUUAAAUUAAUUUGAAAACUCUUAUUUUGUUCUUUAUGUGUUUAGCUAUUUUCUAAUAAAAUAUUUCUAAUA
Molecule: messenger RNA, 560 nt
Organism: Aethina tumida (small hive beetle)
Lineage: Eukaryota; Metazoa; Arthropoda; Insecta; Coleoptera; Nitidulidae
Gene: Roc1a
Product: RING-box protein 1A
Exons: 4
Coding region: 103-441 (112 amino acids)
Biological process (GO): ubiquitin-dependent protein catabolic process; protein ubiquitination
Cellular component (GO): nucleus; cullin-RING ubiquitin ligase complex
Molecular function (GO): zinc ion binding; ubiquitin protein ligase activity; cullin family protein binding
Source: RefSeq, a predicted model, not a curated record